This is a messenger RNA of Aethalodelphis obliquidens (Pacific white-sided dolphin), 1272 nucleotides long. It is a transcript of the gene IL31RA, whose product is annotated as interleukin 31 receptor A. Gene Ontology annotation, molecular function: protein binding. The record is from RefSeq and is a predicted model, not a curated record. Lineage: Eukaryota; Metazoa; Chordata; Mammalia; Artiodactyla; Delphinidae.
CCCUGCAUUAACUUGGGGACAAUGUGGGGCUGGACACUGUGGAUGCUCCCUCUACUCUGCAAAUUUGGCCUGGCAGCAUUUCAGUGCAUUGAGGCCAUGCAGACCUGCUUCACUCAGGACCAGCUGGUGGUGGAGUGGCAAAGCUCUGCUCUGGAGGUGGAUACAUGGAUGAUUGAGUGGGUCCCAGAUUUGGACUCAGAGUCCUCGACCAUUUCCUGGGAAUCUGUAUCUCAGACCAGGAACUGGACAAUCCAGCAGGAUGAACUAAAACCUUUCCAGUGCUGUAACAUCUCUGUGUAUCCAAUGUUGCAAGACCGAGUGGGUGAGCCAUAUUCUAUCCAGGCUUAUGGCAAAGAAGGUGGUCCAUCAGCAGGUCCCAUGACAAAGGCGGAGAACAUUGGUGUGGAGACAGUCACAAUUACAUGGAAGGAUCCCAAGAGUCAGAGGAACGGUUUCAUCAACAACUGUACCAUAUUUUACCAAGCUGAAGAUGGAAAGGAAUUCUCCAAGACAGUCAACUCCAGCAUCUUGCAGUAUAGCCUGGAGUCCCUGACACGAAAGACCUCUUACACUGUUCAGGUCAUGGCCAGCACCAGUGCUGGGGGAACUAGUGGCACCAGGAUAAACUUCAAGACAUUGUCAAUUAGUGUCUUUGAGAUUUUUGUUAUAACUUCCCUGGUUGGAGGUGGCCUUCUUAUUCUAUUCAUUCUGACGGUGGCAUAUGAUCUCAAAAAACCCAACAAAUGAAAGCACCUAUGUUGGCCCAGUGUCCCCAACCCUGCUGAAAGCAGUAUAGCCAUGUGGCGUGGAGAUGAUUUAAAGGAUAAGCUAAAUCUGAAGGAGUUUGAUGACUCUGUGAACACAGAAGAAGAUGGGAUUCUAAAACCAUGUUCUGCCCCCAGUGACCUUAUUGACAGGUUGGUGGUAAAUUUUGAGAAUUUUCUGGAAGUGGUUUCCACAGAGGAACCUGAAAAGGGUCAGGAAAAUAUCUUGGGAGGGGAAAAGAAUGAGUACAUGACCUCCCCAUAUGGGACUUAUUGUCCCGCAGUUUCAGUCAAGAUUCCACCGAGAGAAUCGCAACACCUAUGUUCUAGAACGCCAGAGGGGAUCUGCUCAGAAGCCAAAGAGCAUCCUCUCCCUCCUACCCAAGGUUUAGGGCCAGACCAUCUCUGUGGGGAAGGAGCACCAAACCCAUACUUGAAAAAUUCAGUGACAACCAGAGAAUUUCUCAUGUCUGAAAAACUUCUAGACCAAACCCAAAGAGAAGUCUAA